AUGGCCACCGCGGUGAGGGUAAUCACCAAGUGGGGCCACCCCACCGCGGACAUCACCCACCUCGUUGUCUCCACUAACGCCGGCGCCCACUCCCUUGGGACCGACGAGUGGCUCGCGGCACUCCUCGGCCUCCGUGCCACCGUCCAACGCACCAUCCUCUACAUGCACGGCUGCUCCGCCAGCUGCAGCGCGCUUCGCCUCACCAAGGACAUCGCCGAGAACAACCACGGGGCGCGCGUGCUCGUGGCCUGCACGGAGGUCUUCCUCAUAGUGUUCGCCGCCCCCGACAAGGCCCACCUUGACACCCUCGUCACGCAUUGCCAUUUGUGUAAUGCUGUUAACUACAAACCUGACUGA
Messenger RNA from Oryza sativa Japonica Group (Japanese rice), 357 nucleotides. RefSeq names its product bisdemethoxycurcumin synthase. Gene Ontology annotation, biological process: polyketide biosynthetic process. The record is from RefSeq and is a predicted model, not a curated record. Lineage: Eukaryota; Viridiplantae; Streptophyta; Magnoliopsida; Poales; Poaceae. Gene Ontology annotation, molecular function: acyltransferase activity, transferring groups other than amino-acyl groups.